Molecule: messenger RNA, 3786 nt
Organism: Lates calcarifer (barramundi perch)
Lineage: Eukaryota; Metazoa; Chordata; Actinopteri; Centropomidae
Gene: cbfa2t2
Product: CBFA2/RUNX1 partner transcriptional co-repressor 2
Biological process (GO): negative regulation of DNA-templated transcription; DNA-templated transcription
Cellular component (GO): nucleus
Molecular function (GO): transcription corepressor activity
Source: RefSeq, a predicted model, not a curated record
GUUGCAGUGACAGUUAGCGGAGGCAUCCCAGGCCAUAAAACAGUCAACACACCAACACAACGACGUCUUAAAGCACUUUGCUCGGGGCAGUGAAGUGUGUGUGCUGUGAGGAUUAUGUGAGCUGAGCUGUCUCAUUGUUUCUGCGCGGAGUUAAUCAUUACUGAGAAAACCGGCUCCCUGUUGUAACGGAGCGUUAUUGGCUUUCUGAUUAAAUGCUUACAAUUAGUACCGCCCACUCCAAUACUGUCCCCCGCGCCGCAGACUGAGGUACCUGAUGCCCACUGGUAAACCGGAUCGAUAUGAUCUCCUGCUGCAGUCUGUCUUUCACUCUGUUUCUCUGACUUAAAGCGCUUUAAGCAGCAGAGACUGUGUCGGGUAGAAACUGAAGGACGGAUCCUGUUAUUCUGCCAAGAGGAAGAAAAGUCAAACAAACGAGGAUGGUCGGAAUGCCGAGUGUCUUAAACUACAGUAGAGAGAAGAAGAGCCCUGCCAUGCCCGGUUCUCCUGUGGAUGCUAAGACUCAUUCCAGAUCAGCCCCCAGCAGCAGCACCAGCUCCACCAUGCCACCCCUGCCUUCUGUCAAUCCCAGCGGCCCCCGCCCGGCCUCUUUCUCCACCACAGCAUUAACCAAUGGGAAUCAUCAUUCCCCUCCGACCUUGAACGCGGUGCCAUCUCCACCGCAGCGUUACAGCAACGGACCGUCCUCUUCCUCUUCCUCGUCGCUAGCGAACCAGCAGCUGCCGGCCACCUGUGGGGCUCGCCAGCUGAGCAAGCUGAAACGUUUCCUGACCACACUGCAGCAGUUUGGCAACGACAUUUCUCCUGAGAUCGGAGACAGCGUCCGAAGCCUUGUCCUGGCACUCGUGAAUUCUACAGUUACCAUUGAGGAGUUUCACUCACGGCUUCAGGAGGCCACCAACUUCCCCUUACGGCCUUUCGUUAUCCCUUUUCUCAAGGCAAACCUCCCCCUGCUGCAGAGGGAGCUGCUCCACUGUGCUCGGGCGGCCAAGCAGACCCCAGCCCAGUACCUGUCCCAGCACGAGCACCUCCUGCUAAGCACCACCCUGGCCUCCUCUCCAGACUCCUCUGAGCUGCUGAUGGAGCCUCCUGAUGCUGCGACCAAGAGACACAGCCCCAGCAGGGCUAAGGAGAACGGCUUCCACGAGCGUCCGCCUGUAGCCAUGGAGCCGGCUGCAAAACGGAUUUGCACCAUCAGCCCCGCCCCUCGACACAGCCCCGCCCACCCGCUGCCCCUCAACGCCCAGCUUCACCCGACCCCUCCGCCCCUGCAGCACUACGCCCUGGAUGACAUCGCAGCGCCACACAUCCUACACCGCGAGCACAGCCAGCGCAUGCUGGAGAUCCGCGAGCUCAAAGACAGACCCAGGCUCCCUGGCACUAACGGGGGCUACCGCGAGGAGCCGGUGGACCACAGACUGACAGACAGAGAGUGGGCUGAUGAAUGGAGGCAUCUGGACCAUGUGUUGAACUGCAUCGUGGACAUGGUGGAAAAGACGCGGAGGUCAGUGAGCGUGCUCAGACGCUGCCAGGAGUCAGACCGCGAGGAACUCAACUACUGGAGACGGCGUUCAAGUGAGCAGGAGGACCCACGCAAAGGAGGCUCAGGCUCCGCUCCCUUCUCCAAGACACACAGCCCCCACUCCUCAGAGUCAGACUCCCAGCGCGACUUUGCUCCACGGCCAGGCUCAGCAUACGUUACAGAUGAGAUCUGGAGGAAAGCUGAAGAGGCGGUGAACGAGGUGAAGCGUCAGGCCAUGGAUGAGGUUCAGAAAGCAGUCGCAGAGGCCGAGCAGAAGGCCUUCGAGAUGAUCGCUGCAGAGAGGGCAAAGAUGGAGAAGACUCUGGCUGAGGCAAAGAGGAAGGCUCAAGAAGAUGCCAUCAUGGUCAUCAAUGAACAGGAGGACUCCAGCGAGUGUUGCUGGAAUUGCGGUCGUAAAGCUAGCGAGACGUGCAGCGGCUGCAACGCUGCUCGCUACUGUGGCUCCUUCUGCCAGCACAAAGACUGGGAGAGGCAUCACCUUAUCUGCAGCCCAGGACUUCAGGCUCAACCCAAAUCAGUGUCUGCCAUCACUGCGAGCAGGGUAGCCGCCGUGGCCACAGCGGCGGCAGCAGCCGGGGUAUCCCCCAUCGGCCUGGCUGGGGUUAAGGCCCCCGACAGCGUGCCUUCAGUCUCCAGUCCUGGUGGGGAGAAGACUUCGGUCGCUUCUCGCUCCUCCACUCCCUCCACCCCCGCCUCGGCCCCCGAGGCCAAUGGACACUAGGAGGUGAAGGACUUCAGUGGUUCAACAUGUCACCCGUCCUCUUCCUUAACAGGGAGGAACUGAAUCAGCACCAUGAGGGAACUAUUUGUGGGUUAAGUUAGGAUAACAGAUUUUUCAUCAUAAUUGGCAGAUAAAAAAGGACAGAUUAUGGAUGACUGUUUGAGUGAUAUGUCAACUGGGACUUUGGCUUUGGCAAAGGACAGAAGGACUCGUCUCAAAUGCAUCCAUUGGAAAACAGAUCUCCCUAACAGAUGGAAACGUGUUUGUCUUCGUCCAAAAACCCCAAAUCUUGGAUCUGUGAGAGGAGGAAAAAAACUGCUGAUUGAUCUCAGUUUAUCUCUGCCUGCGGGGAGGAAGUUAUGAAAGAAAGGCAUAUGAGAAAACACAGGAGAUUAGGAAACAGCGAGGUAGAAGGAUGCCUCCCCCUCGAGUGAUAUUCUCACUUUGUUGUGUAUAAAUUUAAGAUAGGGAGGUGGUGGUGUUAAAUGUAAACAGUGUAAUAGUACCAGCCAUAAAGCAUCUGUCUUCGUCCUGUAGGAAAAAUCUGACAGUAGACCACGUACGAUCGUCUCUGCAGCUCUCCUGUAUACAUAAAUAUUUGCUCGCCAACCUCUCGUCAGGUUUUCUUCUGUGUGAAUGUGUGUGUCAAAUGGUCGUGCCGUCAGUGAUUAUUGUAAAGCAUAUGAUUACUUUUGUCAAAGCAAUAUUAAAAUGAAGUGUUCAGGUAUCUCGAGCCGUUUCUGCAUCACCAAAGUUUCCAGUCACUAAAGAGAGAGUCAUUGUCAUCGCCUGUAAAUGUCCCUGUGAACAAGAGAUAAUUACACACUAACACCCCCCGCCCCACACACACACACACACACACGUGUCAUAUGUACUUGUAUAAUGAGUUUAACUGAGGAACUCUUUAUUUUUCAUUUCUGAUCAUCAGACAUCUUCAGAGAGCAGAGGUAAAGGUGAUGCUGGUUGGACUGAUGUAAGUGCAGGAAGUUUCACUUCUGACUUUCUUCUGGUUGCAGUUUCAUUUUGGCACUUGUUCACAUCACCAGUUGUGUACGGCAGGGUCAGAUGUUGCUCUGGAUCUUUCCACCACUGCAGUGUUUUCAUCACAAAAGAAGAUCCAUUUGUAAUACAGAUCACUGAUGUUACUCUGCUGCGGUGCAGGAUUUAGAGCAGCGACUCUGUCCCACAGAGAAUCUCAGGAGAUAAACUGUAUUUGUUUGUACAGAUCAUUCUGUUCUUUAUUUCUUUUGUCACAGUUAGAUUCAAGUCAAAUGUUUAGUGCAGAACUUUGAUAUAUCGUACUCUGCUGUUACAACUGAGACGUUGUUUCUUGUUUUUGUUGGUUGUAAGACUUUGUAAAGAAUACUAUGAGAGAAUGCCUUUAUUUUGUGAGCCACGAUUUUCCCUUUGUUCUUUAAAACACGUUCUUUUGUUAUGAGGCAUAACAACUUCAUAUGAAAAAAGAUAUCUUGACAUGAAGUAUGAAAUAAAGAAAUAGAAUUAC